Molecule: messenger RNA, 1648 nt
Organism: Aureococcus anophagefferens
Lineage: Eukaryota; Pelagophyceae; Pelagomonadales; Pelagomonadaceae
Product: expressed protein
Exons: 4
Source: RefSeq, a predicted model, not a curated record
AAGGUGCUUUGCACAGAGCAUGAUGUCCAUCCCUCUCGCGCAUAUCGUUUUGCUCGUCGCAACGCUGCCGCUGGCGACGAGCGACUGCCGCCGCACGUCGCCGGUGCCGCGCGUCGACGCGGCGACCUUGAGCGGCACGCGGCUGCUCGAGGAGUUCGUGUUACGGGAUGUGCCCGUCGUCCUGUCGUCGGCCGUCGACGUCGCGCGGCUCGCGGGCCUCGAGGGCUGGGACGCGCCGCCGGCCUGGGUCGACGCGUUGCUCGGAGAGCUCGCCGUCGCCGCGGACGGCGCCGCGUCGCUGCGGAACGAGUCGGCGGGCUGCGAGGGCGGCUGCCGCGUGGCCGCCGCGCGGUCGACGCCGCGGCGCCGGCCGCGCACGGACGCGGCCUGCGUGCCGUCCUGGUCGCUCCAGGUCACGGGCCUGACGCGCUGGACCUUCGAGCGGCGGUCGCCCGCCGAGGUCGGCGUGCCCGUCGGCGACGCGUACGCGAGCGUCGACGCGUUCGAGGCGGAGACGGCGCCCGGCGACCUCAUCGUCUACUACGGCGGCUGGGUGCCCUACGUCGCGACGGGCGACGGCCGGACGCUCCGGGGCGCGGUGGCCGCGGAGCGCCUCGAGGCCCGGCUCUGGGGCCCGGACGGCGUCCGCGCCAAGGCCGACGGCGCGGCGGCGCCGGCGCCGAACCUCCUGGCGGCCUGCCCGGACAUCCGCGCCCACGAGGGCUUCGACGGCUUCCGCGCGCGCGCGGGCGCCGUCGAGGGCCGGGUCUGCGCCGACGAGGCCUGCGCGGUCGCCCGGCGCGACGGCGACCUCGACCUCGUCGUCGGCGACGCGACGGGCGCCGUGACCUACUUCGAGAACGUCGGCGGCGCGUCCGCGCCCGCCUUCGCGGAGGUGUCGUCCGCGCCGUGCGCGGCGGCGCUCGCGGCGCCGGCCCUCGGCGACCUCGACGGCGACGGGUCCCUGGACCUCGCCGUCGGCGGCGUCGACGGCGCCGUCGCCUUCUUCGACCAGACCUUCUCGCCGCUGCUGCCGCCGCUGCGGUUCAAAAAGCUCAGGCGCGUCAGCCCGGCGCUCGCGGACCUCGACGGCGACGGCGACCUCGACCUGCUCCUCACGUCCGAGCUUCGGCGGCCCCUGGGCGUGCGCAACGAGGGCACGCUCGACGCGCCGGCCUUCGCCGUCGACGGCCUGGGCUACGCGCGGACGUUCCGCCUCGACGUCCUCGGCCGCGGCGGCUCGCUCGCGCUCGCCAAGGUCGCCGCGGGGCGCGUCGCGGGCGCGGAGACGCUGGUGGUGGCGUCCGCGGCGGGCCUCGCCUUCGCGCGGCUCGUCGACGACGGCCUCGUGUUCUUCGAGCCGCCGUUCAACUCGACGGUCCUCGCGGACGUCGACCCGGCCGCCGUGUCGCGGUCGUUCCCGCUCGACGCCGCGGGGAGCGCCGCGCCGGCCCUCGGCGACCUCACGGGCGACGGCGUCGACGACCUGCUCCUCGGCGGCCACCACGGCACCGUGUUCUUCUUCGACGGCGCCGCGAAAGUGUCGCCGCGCUUCGGGGGGCCCGACGACGCGGACGAGGACGCCGUCGACAACUUCUACUUCCAGACCGCGUUCCGCGUCGACGUGGAGUAAGGGGGGCGGGCGGCG